UGAGGUGGGAGUCCCGCGACGCGGGGCGCGGGAUGGCGCAGCGUGGCCGUGCCGCGGCGGCCGGGCGGCGUCGCUGGGGCUCCGCGGGGGAGCGUGGGCAUUGCCGCCGUCCGGGUGACUCCCUCAGUGACGCCGGGCGCGUUCCUUCCUCUUCCUCUCGCCCCUCAGGCCCCGCCUUCCCUUCCCUCCGCCCACCUCCCUGAGCGGAGCCGCCGCGCCGCCGCCGCCGCCGCCAGGAGCGCCUCAUGUCGGCCCCCGCCGGGUCCCCUCACCCGGCCGCCAGCGCCCGGAUUCCGCCCAAGUUCGGUGGAGCCGCCGCCUCAGGACCCGCGGCGCCCACUGACCCGAACCCGGCGCCGCACCAGCAGAACGGUCCAGCACAAAAUCAAAUGCAGGUUCCUUCUGGCUAUGGAAUACAUCAAAACUAUGUAUCUCCCUCAGGACAUUAUUCUCAAGGACCUGGGAAAAUGACCUCAUUGCCAUUGGAUAGCCAGUGUGAUGAUUACUACUCUGGUCUCUAUACAGUACCAACACAAAAUGUGAUACCUCCCAGCACAACAAACCAACAGCCAGGAGCACAGCAGAUGUAUGGCAGGGGUCCACCUGCCCAUCACAUUGUGGGAUCCACUCCAGGAUCUUUCCAAGGUGCUGCACCAUCAGCAUCCCAUCUGCAUACGAGUGCCUCCCAGUCAUACUCCUCUUUUGUGAAUCACUACAAUAGUCCAGCCAUGUACUCUACCAACUCCUCUGUUGCUUCUCAGGGAUUUCCCUCUACAUGUGGUCAUUAUGCUAUGUCAACUGUUUCUGAUGCUGUAUAUCCUAGUGCUUCAUAUCCCUCUCUGCCUGCUGGUGACCCUUAUGGGCAAAUGUUUACCUCUCCAAAUACUCCAGCCAUCAGGCCAGUUAAAGAUCAUUCAUUUUCUGGUCAAAAAGCAGCUGUCAGCCAUCCUUCACUGCUUCCACCUCCACCUCCAUCAUCACAGCAGCACCAUCAGCCUCAAAGUCUGUCAGGAUACAAUGCUGUGUCAUGGUCACCUUCAGGCCUUCCGCAAGCCAAUGACAGUCUCAUCCGAAACCACGCGGGAUCCCUGAAUAUGUCCAACAGCAACCCAGCAAGUACGGUUGCAGACUCUUCAUCCUAUCCUGUUACACAAAAUGUUCGUUCUUCUAAGUCCAGCCCAGUAGUAUCUACUGGUGUGUCAGGAGCUUCCUCAUCAAGAAUCCCUCCCACUGCAAAUCACCCAGUUGAACCUAUGGCCUCGGUUACUACACAGCCAUCAGACCUGUUACAGCAGAAAGGCAUGCAGUAUGGUGAAUAUGUUAAUAAUCAAGCUAGCUCCGCACCAACUCCCUUGUCAUCAACUUCCGAUGAUGAGGAAGAGGAGGAGGAGGAUGAGGAAGCAGGUGUGGACAGCUCUUCUACCACAAGCAGUGCUUCUCCAGUGCCUAACAGCUAUGACGCUCUUGAAGGGGGCAGCUACCCAGAUAUGCUUUCUUCCUCCACAAGUAGCCCUGCCCCUGAGCCUGCACCCGACCCUGAUCCUGCUACAGCUCCAGCUCCAGCUGCUCCUCAGCCUUCAAAACUGGCCAAACCUUUUGGCUACGGUUAUCCAACUCUGCAGCCUGGUUAUCAGAAUGCUACAGCACCACUGAGUUCUGGAGGACAGCCCAGUGGCCCGGUGUACUCCGGAUUCCAGCAGUAUCCUCAGUAUCCCGGUGUGAAUCAGCUGUCCUCCAGUCUGGGAGGCCUGAGCCUUCAGAGCUCCCCACAGCCAGAAAGCUUGCGACCUGUGAACCUCACCCAGGAGAGGAAUAUUUUACCCACGACUCCUGUCUGGGCUCCUGUCCCCAACUUGAGUUUAGACCUCAAAAAGCUUAACUGUAGCCCAGACUCAUUUCGGUGUACUCUGACAAAUAUUCCACAAACCCAGGCUUUACUGAAUAAAGCUAAGCUUCCUUUAGGAUUGCUGUUACAUCCCUUCAGAGACCUAACGCAAUUACCUGUAAUAACAUCAAAUACCAUUGUGAGGUGCCGAUCUUGCCGAACAUACAUCAACCCUUUUGUAUCUUUUAUUGAUCAGCGUAGAUGGAAAUGCAAUUUAUGCUACAGAGUUAAUGAUGUUCCUGAAGAAUUUAUGUAUAACCCACUGACUCGAUCUUAUGGAGAACCUCAUAAACGACCAGAAGUUCAGAAUUCAACCGUGGAGUUCAUUGCUUCUUCCGAUUACAUGCUCCGUCCUCCUCAACCUGCAGUUUACUUGUUUGUUUUAGAUGUGUCUCAUAAUGCAGUGGAAGCUGGAUAUUUGACAAUUUUGUGUCAGUCACUAUUAGAAAAUCUAGACAAGCUUCCUGGGGAUUCACGAACAAGAAUAGGAUUUGUGACCUUUGAUAGCACCAUUCAUUUUUACAAUUUACAAGAAGGAUUAUCACAGCCUCAAAUGUUGAUUGUGUCUGAUAUAGAUGAUGUUUUUCUACCUACACCUGAUAGUUUACUUGUGAAUCUACAUGAAAGUAAAGAGCUUAUAAAAGACUUACUGAAUGCUUUACCAAAUAUGUUCACCAAUACAAGAGAAACACACAGUGCCCUUGGUCCUGCGCUGCAGGCCGCCUUUAAAUUAAUGUCUCCAACAGGUGGCCGUGUGUCUGUAUUUCAGACACAGUUACCUUCCUUGGGUGCAGGACUUCUGCAGUCCAGAGAAGAUCCUAAUCAGAGAUCAAGUACAAAGGUGGUACAACAUCUUGGACCUGCAACUGAUUUUUAUAAGAAACUUGCUUUAGAUUGCUCAGGACAGCAAACUGCAGUGGAUUUGUUCCUUCUAAGUUCACAGUAUUCAGAUCUUGCUUCUCUAGCUUGCAUAUCCAAGUAUUCUGCAGGGUGCAUCUACUACUAUCCAUCUUUCCACUAUACUCACAAUCCUUCACAAGCGGAAAAGUUACAAAAAGAUUUAAAACGGUAUCUCACCAGAAAAAUUGGAUUUGAAGCUGUUAUGAGAAUAAGAUGUACUAAAGGUCUUUCAAUGCACACUUUUCAUGGAAACUUCUUUGUCCGUUCCACUGACUUGUUAUCCCUUGCCAACAUCAAUCCGGAUGCUGGGUUUGCAGUACAGUUGUCAAUUGAAGAAAGUUUGACAGAUACUUCCUUAGUGUGUUUUCAGACAGCGCUGUUGUAUACAUCAAGCAAAGGUGAGAGGAGAAUUAGAGUGCAUACACUUUGUCUGCCAGUUGUAAGUUCCCUAGCAGAUGUAUAUGCAGGAGUGGAUGUUCAAGCUGCCGUCUGCCUGCUAGCAAAUAUGGCUGUGGAUCGAUCAGUUUCAUCAAGUCUAUCAGAUGCAAGAGAUGCCUUAGUGAAUGCUGUAGUGGAUUCAUUAUCUGCAUAUGGCUCGACUGUUUCCAAUUUUCAGCACUCUGCGUUGAUCGCUCCUAACUCCCUCAGAUUGUUUCCGCUCUAUGUUUUGGCCCUUCUCAAGCAGAAAGCCUUUAGGACGGGUACAAGCACACGCCUAGAUGAUCGGGUGUAUGCCAUGUGUCAGAUAAAGUCUCAGCCACUUGUUCAUCUAAUGAAAAUGAUUCAUCCCAAUUUAUACAGGAUAGACAGAUUGACAGAUGAGGGUGCCAUUCAUGUUAAUGACAGGGUUGUUCCUCAGCCACCUCUUCAAAAAUUGUCUGCAGAGAAGUUGACGAGAGAAGGUGCUUUCCUUAUGGACUGUGGCUCUGUUUUUUACAUUUGGGUUGGAAAAGGCUGUGAAAAUAGCUUCAUAGAGGAUGUGCUGGGAUAUCCUAAUUUUGCAUCAGUUCCACAGAAAAUGACACAUCUUCCAGAACUAGAUACGCUUUCAUCAGAAAGAACCAGAUCUUUUAUAACUUGGCUGAGAGAUGGCAGACCAUUAAGCCCAGUCCUUCAUGUGGUAAAAGAUGAGAGUCCUGCCAAAACUGAAUUUUUUCAGCAUUUGAUUGAAGACCGGACAGAAGCUGCAUUCUCUUAUUAUGAAUUUUUACUUCAUGUUCAGCAGCAGAUUUGUAAGUGAAGUAGAAUAAUGUCAGAUAAGAAGAAGUAAGAUCCAUGACCUAGGUAAAGCAUCAUCUGAUGGAAAAACACUCAAGAAAUAGAGAAUACAGGCAGUUGUGUUACAAGCCCUGGACUCUGAGGUUGUGACGAAAGCAAAGGAGAAAAAGAGCUCCGUAGAUUUUCUGCGGAGUAGAAGUAAUGGUAGGGCUGAUGCCAUUUCACCCAGUGAUUUUGAAUUGGUUUCUACACAUUUCCAGUAGUGCAGCAGUGUAGUGCUCUGUUUAUUGAAAGAGGACAAAUUAAUAGAACUGUGUGGAAUGAUACGUCCUGAUGUAAAAGUAGAUCAGUUCUGUUGUCUUACAAUUAAAAUAACGUUUUUGGACUUGAACUCUUGACAAAAGAUGCCAAGAGGCAGUGGGUACCGUGUUAUUUGUUUAUAUGAAUUACUUUUUAACAUGGAAUGAUUCGUAUUCAUUAAAUGAAUUCAACAAAAUGAAUUCCCUGUGAAAACAGUAGUUUCAGUACAUGAACUAUAGAGAAACAUAUAUAUAUAUAUAUAUAAUGUAUAUAAAUUAAACAUUUGUAAAGAAAGUGUAAAAAUGCAGCUACAGAAUAGGAAUUGCUCAUACUGCUCGGCAUUGCUGGAUGACACCUCUUUUUGUCACGGUUAGAGAAUGGAAUUGGCCAAUGCAUAUUCUGCAUUGAGUCCACAAGUGAGACACAAACUCUUUGUAAUUCUGCUAAAUCUUUUACGUGAAUUUAUUUAUGAUCAGCCUACCAAUUAAAAAUAUUUUGCUUGA
Molecule: messenger RNA, 4806 nt
Organism: Ochotona princeps (American pika)
Lineage: Eukaryota; Metazoa; Chordata; Mammalia; Lagomorpha; Ochotonidae
Gene: SEC24B
Product: SEC24 homolog B, COPII coat complex component
Exons: 24
Coding region: 246-4025 (1259 amino acids)
Biological process (GO): COPII-coated vesicle cargo loading; intracellular protein transport; endoplasmic reticulum to Golgi vesicle-mediated transport
Cellular component (GO): COPII vesicle coat; endoplasmic reticulum exit site
Molecular function (GO): SNARE binding; zinc ion binding
Source: RefSeq, a predicted model, not a curated record